Messenger RNA from Nilaparvata lugens (brown planthopper), 1493 nucleotides. Its product is annotated as zinc finger protein 600-like. Gene Ontology annotation, molecular function: RNA polymerase II cis-regulatory region sequence-specific DNA binding; DNA-binding transcription activator activity, RNA polymerase II-specific. Gene Ontology annotation, cellular component: nucleus. Bases 120 to 1478 code for a protein of 452 amino acids. Gene Ontology annotation, biological process: regulation of transcription by RNA polymerase II. Lineage: Eukaryota; Metazoa; Arthropoda; Insecta; Hemiptera; Delphacidae. The transcript has 4 exons. The record is from RefSeq and is a predicted model, not a curated record.
UUUUAAAGUAUUUUUCGGAUAAUUUUUCUAAUUGAUAUUUUUCAAACUUUAUACAUUCUUAUUUCAAGUUGUGUUGACUACAUAACAUAGGAAUAUGGCCAAGUUUAUAUUGCUUUUCCAUGUCUCCAUCAGGGGUAUUUACUAGUCAGCUCAUUACAGAUAGAAAGCAGCUGGAACCGGUGGCAAAAAACAUUCCAACCAGGAAGAGUAAUGCUAGUCAAUCGAUCAUCAAGCCUUCUCCAAAAAUAAUCAUGAAGCCUCCAGACAGGAUAACCGUCAAAGAGGAAUUGAUUGAAGUAAAGAAAGAAACUCAUGUGGCAUCUGAAGAAGGAGAAAGAGAGGGAAUCGGAGCUCCGACAAUCUCCAACUCUAUUGGAACUGUAAUGAUCAAGAAUGAAGAGUCGGGUUUAUCUGCAACUGGAGACGAACAGGAUCAUAAAAAUAUUAUUGUUUCAAGUUUAUCUGCAACUGGAGACGAACAGGAUCAUAAACUUAGUAUUGGCUCAAGUUUAUCUGCAACUGGAGACAAACAGGAUCAUAAACUUAGUAGAGGUUCAAGUUUAUCUGUAACUCGAGACGAACAGGAUCAUAAACUUAGUAGAGAUUCAAGUUUAUCUGUAACUCGAGACCAACUUAAUAUUGGUUCAAGUUCAUCUGCCACUCAAAAACCCCAGGACCAUCAACCCAGUGGUUCUAGAUCGAAAAAGAAUGUAUCCAAGCCGUACAUGUUCAGGUAUUCUACCGUAGAAAGACAGAUAGGCGUAAAGGAUUUCAGCUGUCAACACUGUGAGAAUAACUACAAUUCCUUAGGUGAACUUAAAACGCACAUCAAAGCCCAACAUUCCCAGUUUAACUGUGAUCACUGUUGGAUCAGUUGCACCUCCCCAUGUGCAUUGAAUACACAUAUCACAACACAUCAUCCUGACGUGGAACAGAUCAGCUGUGAUGUUUGUGAGUAUACAUGUUUUGAUGCGGCUCUUCUAAGACAUCAUACUAAAAAUCAUGAAGGUGACAAAGGGUCGAAACCACACAGUGAAAAUGAACACACAGUUAAGAGGCUCAUUUGUAAGAUCUGUGAUUCUCGACAUGCCACAAUGGAAGGGCUUAUAACUCACAUGAGACGCCAUGAAAUUAGUAGCGUUUGUGAGUUCUGCGGAUAUAGAGCUGAGGAUUUGCGUCGAAUGGGUGCGCACAGACGCAAGCACGUGGGAGAAAGGAUCUUCAAUUGUCAACGGUGCAAUUUUGGGUGUAGCUCGAAGUCUGAUCUGCUGAUACAUAAUGCGGGUAAUUGCCGUGGAAAACUGUACAAAUGUGAGUUAUGUGACUUUGAAAGUAAUACAUGGGCUCCCUUGAAAUCCCAUUUGGGGAUACAUCUUGGUGGAAAGAUUUACACUUGUCGAUUUUGUCAAUCGAUUUUUUCUCAAUCAAGUGCAUUGAGAAGGCAUACUCGGAGCAAGCAUUCUUCAAAUAAAAUUUGAAUUAAUUAUUCAUUC